GUCACGUCACGCGAGACAGCACAGGAGCCGAGCGAGAGAAAAAAAACAUGAACAAGAAGAAGAGUUUCCUGUGAAUUAAACCUCGUGACAAACCUUCGACAUGUCCAACACGUCCACACCGGUACAGGGGACUCGCUCGGAACCGUAAAGAUGAGCUCGAACCGCAGGUCACGCGCCUUUUCCGUGAAUUUACGGCUAUGAAUUUCUCCAAGCAUGGGGAAGUUUCAGAUGAAGCAAUGCUUGACAAAGCAGAACACAAGCAUGUCCAGGACAUUAAAGAGGAAGCGGAGGACUAUGCUGUUUGUGAGCUACCUGAAGGACGUGGAGGAGGAACUCAUGCGACCUCUGAGGCUGGUAAACGGACAUCAGCAGAGAUGGGUCCUGAUACAGACCAGUCCUCCAGCAGCAAGAGAGCCAGAGUCUCUGCAGAGAUGAGGAGGCACUUGAUUGAUGUGAGCAGCAGACAUGAGCCUCUUUGCCUCACCACAACUGGAGAGAACAGGGACUGCGUCCAGGAGAAGUCCAGGGCGUCCUACAGAAAGCCUCUCUUCAGCAUCUCCCACAGGAUCUCAGAGAAGAGGAAUACACCGAGUCUGGAGCAGCAGGCCAGUCCUGAUGCUGGAAUUCCGCUCAACUACAGCAGCGUCCUCUCGUCCAAGCUCCAAAAUCCAGAGGAAAAAGACAAAUUGGAGACCCUCCCCACCACAGACAGUUUAGACCAAGCUUCAACAACAAACUCCAGCCUUUAUCCACUGAUUGAGAAAAUGUUUUUUAUUCUCAAUACCCUCAAUUCGAGCAUGACACAACUUCACAGCAAAGUGGACUUGUUAACCCUCGAAGUCAUGCGCAUAAAAAAGCAGAUCAAACCCGCCGAGAUGGUGACGGAGUUCCAGCCUCCUCCUGAAUAUCUACUAACAAGUGACGAAUUGAAUCAGCUCAUGGAGCAGACAUCCGGCGCCGGGGAGCUUGGGUGUCGGCUGCUGGUGCAUCUCUUCCCAGAGCUGUUCAAAGUAAGGGAGUGCUCUCAUGAAUGCAUGGCGAGCAAAAGAAUGCUGGAGUCUCUCCAUCUGCAGCUGAUCCGUAACUACGUCGAAGUAUGCUACCCGUCAAUCAAGAACAACAGUGUCUGGCAGGAAGAAUGUCUCCUCCAGAUUAAUGACUUCUUUAAUCGCUUUUGGGCGCAGAGGGACAUGGAGAGCGCUCAGCUGCUCAGGAAGCAGACACUCACAGGUGCUGGGAUAAAAGCUGAGCAGCCUCAAACCUACCAUUUCAUCAAUGAGCAGGGUCAGGAGGAACAUGUCGCUCUAGAUAACCAGCAAAACAGCCUGGCUGAGUCAGACCCUGCUUUCAAUACACAAGCCACAGAGGACAUCGAUGAGUUCUCGUCCCAUGAGGACUUAAUUUUUUUUCUUAUGCACCGUCUUUUCCCUGAGGUGUUUGAAGGAGGAAAAAUGCCUGAGGGCUCCAGUAGCUUCAGUAGAGUGGGGCAGCUCAUUCUAGACUCUGACAAGAUGGAAAUUAUAAGAAAGUACAUGGAGGCAAAUUUUCCUGAUGUGCCUGAGGACAGCUGGCUCCAGGUCUGCAUUCAGCAUAUGGAGGAUGCUCUCGAGGGUCCUCGCAGUAAUGGUAAUGGGAGUGAACCUGACAAUAUCAACGAUGAGGGCUAUGAUGUAGUCAGCCUUUCAGAAAAUGUUUCUAUAAUUAAUGUUCCAGACGUGGCUGAUUAUGAAAGGCCCAUUCGCAAAGCCAAAAAGUCACUGCUCUCCCCCGUGGAUUUUGAUAAUCUGGAGAUUCCUGUACCCGACUUCACUGUCCCCCAGGGGUUCCUCUUGUCCUUGGAGCAGCUGAAAUUCAACUAUGAAUGUAGCUUGUCCAUUGGGAACUUUGCCUCUCGGCUGCUGGUGCUUAUGUUCCCUGAGCUCUUCACCCAAGAGAACGUACGGAAGCAGUACAACUGCAGUGGUUCUCUUGGGAAAAAGCAGCUCGACCCUGUUCGUGUAAACCUGAUUCGUCACUAUGUGCAGUUAGUCUACCCUCGGGCCAAGAACGACAGAGUGUGGAUGUUAGAAUUUGUGGGGAAACUUGAUGAGAGGUGUAGGAGACGUGACACAGAGCAGAGGAGAUCCUACCUGCAGCAACGCAAAGUGUAUGGGCAAGAGUCUGAGCAGGACUUUCUUUGCCAGCUGAACCAGCUCAAUCCAGAUAUUAGAGAUGAUUCAGAUAUUCCCUCUUUACCUCCUGAGAAAAGCAGCAAAGAUUUUUGCAAAAUUCCUCUGGAUGAACUGAAUGUAUCCAAACCUGACUUCCCCGUACCAGCAGCCUACCUGCUCUCAGAUACCGAGGUACGGGAAAUCGUCCAGCAGAGUCUCUCUGUUGGGAACUUCGCUGCCCGUCUGCUCGUGCGCCUCUUCCCUGAACUCUUUACACAGGAGAACCUGCGGUUGCAGUACAACCAUUCAGGGGCCUGCAACAAGAAGCAGCUCGACCCUGUGCGCCUCAGAUUGAUCCGUCACUAUGUGGAAGCAGUGUAUCCUGUGGAUAAGAUGGAGGAGGUGUGGCACUAUGAAUGUGUGCCAAGCAUUGACGAACGCUGCCGGCGCCCUAAUCGCAAGAAGUGUGACAUUCUCAAGAAGGCCAAGAGGUCAAGCAUUGUGUCCUAGUUACAGUACUCUCCAGUUAGGCAACACUUUUUGUCAUGAAAAAUAAUUGCACAUUAUAUAAGCUGAAACCGCAUUGUUGAACUUUUACAUAACUGUCCUAUGUAGGAUGAAGCCAAGCUGGUAUGAGUUUCUUCAGUACUAUUCUUUGUCAUAUUUUAUAUUUGGACUACAGCAAUAGAUGUUGUAGUGUAUGCAGUCUUAUUAAUGUUGGCUCAAGAGUUAAAACUGCUUCUAUUUAUAAGCCAAAACUGUCAUAGCUUAUCUAACAUUCUUUGUUGAUAAAUGUUGUAGCCUUAACAACAAUAACAAUUAUAGUAGCUGAUAGCAUCAAUCACACAUUUGCUCUAUGGAUAGCAAUGAUUCACAACUAUGUGAUGUAGAGACAGGUGACAAACUAAAGGAAAAACCUGACUAAAUGAGUAGAGAACUAUAUAUCUCCAGAGGGGCUGUAUGUGAGAACGUUAAUAUCGGGGUCAGAGGCUCCAAACAUUCCCCAGUUUCUCCUGCCAGAACCUGAGUAAAUACUCUGCAGGAUGCCUGAAUCAGCCGAUGCGAGAAAACGGCAAGAGAUCCUCCGCAGGAUUCACCGCGAACGAGUGGGUGUGUUGAUGACGUUUCUAAAAUGAAAGAAAACAAUUAUCUCAGGGUGAAAAGGCGAUGCCACACACAUAGAAGACACUGACAAAAGUGUCCAGGGGCCUCAUUUAUAAUCAUUGUGUACGCACAAAACAGGGCCUGAAACUUGCGUACGCCACUUCUCACGCAAACGUUGGGAUUUAUAAAAACAAACUUGAAUGUGCGCACUUCCACGCUAACUCUGACCCAUGCGUACGAACAUUGUGGAGACGGGAAAAUGACGAUGCAGAUGUGGGGUGGUGAAAUGAAGCAGAUUAUUGAUCCACUUCAUCAUUACCAUUAAAACCAACAGCUUUAGUUGUGCUUUUGCACGACAAAACUGUUCCAUAAGAACCUUCAAUUGAAAAAGAUAUAAAACAGCUGACAGUAAAUUACAUUCAGAUACCAUUAAACAGCUGAGUCAUUAAUAGUUUUGCAUAAUAUCUUCUAAGACUGUGCAUGUAUCAUCAAGGACAAGUGUGUGUAAAAUCGCAGCAGUGAACGUGACUGUUCCAUCUGGCGCACAGAGCUCACUGGAGAUCACUCACAAACAAUAUAGACAAACUAUUCACUUUCAAACUUCUAUUUCCAAAUAAGAUCCCAGAGUGGAGGUUAGGAUCACACUGAUUCAUGAGGUAAUCGGUCCGAUUGCUCUAAAUAUAUAAAUAAUGCUAUAAGUGAUACUCGGGCGUAAUGCUGCGUGAUGGAUGCUCGCAAAUGAGGAAAUGAGUGUUCAGUGAUCACAAAGAGUUUUUGUCCCAUGAUGAUGACUGAUCAGCUGAUAUAUAUUCCAUAGAUCUGUGAUCUUGGAUCUUUGUGCUGAACUGAGUCCAGUAUUACACAGAUCGACCGAUGGAACUGAUCCAUCCCAGUACCAAAAAAAGUAUAUAAUAAUAAUUAUUUUAAAUUGUAUAGAUUGUGGACAUCACAACUGUCUCUACAUUUGAUAACAAAGAUUAAAACUCGUACAGGUGACACAAGUUCCCCCACAUUCUGACAGUUUGGAACGAUUCUUUUUUUGCCUCCAAUUGGAUAUUUUUUUUAUUUCAGGCUCCGUUCUUUCUAUCGUCUUCGCUCUAACUCACUGUUUUAUCAGCAGCAGCAACAGUCUAUCAGUGUAUUUUCAUUAUUAAUCACAUCACUGCUGUCCCAUAAAAUCGCUCUCCACCUCACUAACAAGCACCUCGAUGUCAGGGUCAGAAAGUUUUGCUUCCUCUUCUCAUCGCUUGGUGCCGUGACUCUGUCAUGAUUCACUGUGAAAACCUGUUGGUCAGCAGGAUAAUUUAAUGUUCAUUAGUUGCUUUGCAUUGAACAUUUAUGGCUGAAAGUGGGCGUGUAGAGGGCGGACUUGGAGGCAGAUCCACGUACGAACGUUUCCAGGUGGACUGUGAUUUAUAAAGUGAACAUUGCGUUCAGGUGUGUGUACGCACGGUUUUAUAAAUCAAAAAAGAAAAUCGGCUUUUGUGCGCACGUACACUUUUAGUAUGAAUCCUACGCACUGUUUUACAAAUGAGGCCCCUGAGCUUUUGGUGAGAAAGAUGCAUGUGUCCAUGUGCUGUAAACAAAAUUGCGUCCUGCCUCUGCCUGUUGCACCACACCUCACCUGAACACUGGAGAUUUCUGUGUUGUUGUGAAUCUCAAACACCAGACCCAAUCCUGCGGACAUCCACUGGAGUUCAAGUGUGAAAACCUCUAUUAUGGCCUUUACCGUUGUUAGAUCUCAGUAUAUCUCCAAUAGAGGAAAACCUACAGGACAUUUCUGACAGAUGUGACAUCUCUCUCUCUCUCCAUCAUCAUCAUCAUCAAAAUACCAGUAUACCUUAGAAAAACAGUGUUUCAUCCCUUUAGUCGAGUUCAGACACUUGUGGAUUGAAUGCAAAGUACCACUGAAGCUGUUGACACAUGUUGGCCCAACUCUUAACUCACCGUAUGUCGUUUUUUCCUGUAAUUUGUCACCUGUCUGUAUUUCCGUUACAGUUACUGAUGUAGCAUUGUGCCACCACUGUUUUAACAACAACGUGCUUAUGUUAAGCCUUCUUAUAGAAGUUUAUACUAUAAAGACAAUUUAACAUGACAAUGGAUCAUGAUAACCUUUCUAAUAAAAUCCUAGUUAUAAAUAU
Hippoglossus stenolepis (Pacific halibut) is the source of this 5395-nucleotide messenger RNA. It is a transcript of the gene bend3, whose product is annotated as BEN domain containing 3. Gene Ontology annotation, molecular function: DNA binding. The transcript is spliced from 4 exons. NCBI's taxonomy places the organism in Eukaryota, Metazoa, Chordata, Actinopteri, Pleuronectiformes, Pleuronectidae. Gene Ontology annotation, biological process: rDNA heterochromatin formation. The coding region runs from base 198 to 2660 and encodes 820 amino acids. Gene Ontology annotation, cellular component: heterochromatin. The record is from RefSeq and is a predicted model, not a curated record.